AUGACCGACGGCAAAGCUGUGCCCGCUCAUGUGAGCAAUGCCUUUGUCGACCUAAGCGGUAUCUCGACAUCGGAAUUCAGAAACCCAUACGAUGCAUUGAUUUCCGCAUGUGUAGAUGAUCCAGCGCAAAUACAGUCAAAAUACACUCUGCACCGAACUACGCGAAACGCCCAGCAGAAAGAAAAGCUGCUUGCCGCAGACUUCCCAGGUGUCAGUAUUGACCCCAUUCUCCAGAAGUUGAGCAACCCAAGCAUCGAGCCUGGCUAUAAAGACCCAAGGCAUUGUCUUGUGUUCUGGGGUCGACCCACUCAGAAGGUCAAGGAAAUGAUUCAUCGCGUUCAGCAAGAGCUGCAGACAGUGGCUCCAAAUCUGUGGAUAAUGCCGCAGGACUGUCUGCACAUUACUGUGCUCGAAGUCACACACUCCAAGACAGCAGAAGAAAUUCAGCAGCUAGUCGAACAGAUCAGGACUGCUGCCCCCGCGAUAACCGACUACCCAUACAAUCAUCGAGCACGUCUGAUCAAGCCCCUGAUCGGCUACGACGCCUCAGCAUUAGCUCUUAGCUUUGUGCCAGCUGCGGGAGAAGGACUGCCAUCCGGACGCACAGUGACAGAUGACAAGUUCACCUACCAUCAUCUUCGUCGAGACGUCUUCGAUUUGUGUCGAGAUGCAGGUGUCCAGGUCGACUCGCGCUAUGUUGUGCCUUCAAGCCAUCUCACUAUUGGACGCUUCAUCGACACCAAGGAUUUCUCAGAUCAGUCUGGCAAGCCUGAUCCACUGAAGAUGAAAGCGUUUGUUGCGAAGAUUGAAGAAAUCAACACUUGGCUCGAGAGGGAAUUCUGGCCCGAGCAGAACAGGGGCAUCAUUCCUGCGGGCGGAGAAUUCAAUGUGGGGGAAGAGCAAGGUCUGAAUUGUCGCAUGGGAACAUUAUGGUAUGGUGGCGGGGAGACUGUACACGCUGUCCCCAAACAACAACGAAGCUUAGAACGCAACGCACGCCACACUCACUUCACGCUAGCGGGGCAGCUUUACCUACAGCUCUACCUUGGGACAAUCGAUACGUGGCAAACGUACUUUCUUUGCUAUCAAACCACCAACCCAUCAAAUAUGUUCAAUCGAGACCGCCUUCCUGGUUUGCCCGGCAGCUCUCCACGCCCCCCGCCGCGCAAUGACGGCUAUGGGCGGCCACCCGCCCAACAACAGCCUCCUCAGCGCUCUCCGGGGCCCGACACACGCAUGGGCGGAUACGACGACCGCUCACAGCGUAUGCCCUCUCGAGGACCGCCAGGAGGGGGAUCGCCGGCCCGCCAAUUGCGUCCGAUCAAGAGCCCUGGAGGCAAUGCAUACGCAUUUGGUAAUCUGGUCGCAGUCUCUCCUCAAGAUUUCCCUCCCGCGCCCGACGGUUCCGACAUCUACAUAAUACUGAAUGGCGGCUAUGUCCUCUCUGCACGCCCUACUCAAGGAUGCCCACCGGGUGAGAUUGGCCUCACAGAUGCGCAGAGAACUUGGGCAGGCAUCACGCUUGGUCCCCAGGAUGUAGUCUCAGUCCAGCCAUAUGACGCGUUUAGCCAAAGCGGUGGGCAGUCAUACUUGGGCGCGGUCGAAGUCGAGGUUGGUUUUGCAGCGCGGAAAACAACAGAUACGCCUUACGACCAAGAUGAACUUGCCACGCAGUUCAAAAAGAACUUCGAAAACCAGAUCCUGGCACCUGGCCAACAGCUUUUGCUAGACGUCAAAAACAUACCAUUGCGCAUGUCUGUCAGGACCGUACAACUCGUGGACCUCUCCAUGGAAAAGAAAGACAGCUCAGCACCUCCUCUUACAGAUCCCCGAGCUCGAGGUAUCCUUACAAGUCACACUCAAAUCGACUUCUUCAAGGAUGCUCGGACAGACAUCAAGCUCAAGGCAUCCACCAGACGGCCAGCCGCAAAUUCGAUCAUUCAGCCUGGCUUCAAGUUCGAAGAUAUGGGUAUAGGUGGACUAGACACCGAGUUUAGUGCCAUCUUCCGACGAGCCUUUGCUUCUCGUAUCUUCCCCCCAGGCCUGGUAGAGAAGCUUGGUAUACAGCACGUUCGAGGUAUCCUUUUGUACGGGCCUCCCGGUACAGGAAAGACUUUGAUUGCGCGCCAGAUCGGAAGCAUGUUGAAUGCUCGCGAGCCAAAGGUCAUCAACGGCCCGGAAGUCUUGAACAAAUAUGUGGGUCAGUCGGAGGAGAACAUCCGCAAGCUCUUCGCGGAUGCAGAAAAAGAAUACAAAGAGAAGGGCGAUGAGAGUGGUCUUCACAUCAUCAUCUUCGACGAGCUCGAUGCUGUGUGCAAGCAAAGAGGAUCUGGUGCAGGCGGAGGUACUGGUGUUGGUGACAGUGUAGUAAACCAGCUGCUUUCCAAGCUUGACGGUGUGGAUCAACUCAACAACAUCUUACUCAUUGGAAUGACGAAUCGAAUGGACAUGAUCGAUGAGGCUCUUCUACGACCUGGUCGCCUAGAGGUACAUAUGGAGAUUUCCCUGCCAGAUGAGUCGGGUCGAGCCCAAAUUCUUAAAAUCCACACCACUAAGAUGCGAGCGAACGACGUUCUCGACUCAGACGUUAGCCUUGAAGAGCUUGCGAGACUUACGAAGAAUUUCUCCGGUGCCGAGCUCAACGGGUUGGUCAAAGCAGCCUCGUCCUAUGCAUUCAGUCGGCAUAUCAAGGUGGGCACAAUGGCAGCAAUCAACCCAGACGUGGAGAACAUGAAGGUCAACCGCCAAGAUUUUAUGAGCGCCCUUGACGAAGUGAAGCCGCUAUUUGGCGUUGCAGAAGAAGAGCUCGGAAAGCGUUUGCUACGUGGUAUUAUAAAUUUCUCCCCUUUUAUCAGAGACAUUCUCGACGAGGGACGCUUGUACAUCAAUCAAGUAAGGAAGCCGGAUUCCACGCCAAUUCUUUCUGUGGCUUUGCACGGCCCGCCUGGAAGUGGAAAAACGGCAUUAGCUGCAAAGAUGGCGAUCGACUCAGGGUAUCCAUUCAUCAAGCUGAUCUCACCUGAAGACAUGGUUGGGUUUAGCGAGAUGCAGAAAGUACAGCAGCUUGACAAGACCUUCCGAGACGCUUACAAGAGUCCUCUUAGUGUUAUUGUUAUUGACAAUAUCGAGAUGCUCGUUGACUGGGUUCCCAUUGGUCCUCGAUUCAGCAAUAGCGUUCUGGUAGCACUGAAGGUCCUACUGGAGAAGCAACCGCCCAAGGGACGGCGUCUACUGAUUUUCGCGACGACUACCGAGCGUUCGGUACUCACUCAACUGGACCUUUUCAGCCGCUUCGAUGCCGAGAUUGCUGUGCCCAAUGUGAACACACAAGCUGAACUGGCCAAUGUUUUGCAAGAGUCUGGUGCCUUCUCAGAAAGUGAUCAGCAACGAGCUAUUGGUGAAAUCCAAGAAAUCACUGGUAGUGCCGAAGUAGGAGUUGGCAUCAAGAAGAUUCUGACGGGCAUCGAGACGGCAAAGCAGGAUCAAGAUGUGCCUGGCCGCUUCGCCAGGGUCAUGUCUCGGGCGAUUGCAGCCAACCGGGGCUUACAGAAUUAG
Messenger RNA from Plenodomus lingam JN3, 3555 nucleotides. RefSeq lists its product as uncharacterized. The record is from RefSeq and is a predicted model, not a curated record. NCBI's taxonomy places the organism in Eukaryota, Fungi, Ascomycota, Dothideomycetes, Pleosporales, Leptosphaeriaceae.